AUGAAUUUGCGAGACCCGGCCCCCAAGAUAGAGCCAGAGUCCAGUCCCAAUGACAUGCUCACUAGAUCCACUACCCACCAGGUUACGACAAACAAGGUACCGAGCACAACGGGGUCCAUGUUACGCCUGACAUUAUGGGUGUCAUUUGCCGCAUGGAUCUCGAACUUCGACAAUGGCUACGCCGGCACAGUCUUGAUCAUGCCUUCUUACAAACGAUCAUUUGGAAGCUGCGAGCAGGUCAUAGACCCGAACACAUAUGAAAAUAUACAGCAUUGCUCGUUGACGCCACUGCAACAGUCCCUUAUCAGCCUCAACUUCUUGUUCGUUGCCAUUGGAGGCGGGAUUUCAGGUGUGGCCGGUCAAUACGUCGGACGCAGGGCAUCAAUUCAGGUUGGAUGUGCAUUGGCUAUUAUUGGUGCCGCUGGAAUGCUUGGCACCAGUGGGAGCUUCCUUCGCUACAUGGUGUGCAGAUCGAUCAGUGCCGUGGGGAUUGGACAAUUGAUGGCAGCCAGUCUCACUUAUGGCUCUGAAUGCAUCGUCGCCAGCAAGCGCGGGCUGUCCCUAGGGUUGUAUAAUGUUGGACUUGCUAGUGGAAAUGUUGCUGCGUUCGCGGUAUGUGCAGGUUCUGCUCGUUUGGAGUCAACCAACAAUUGGCAGUGGAAGACACCUAUUCUAUGCCAAAUACCCCUGGGAAUUAUUCUAGGUGCUGGAAUUCUGAUGCUUCCCGAGUCACCGCGCUGGCUCAUGGGACAUGGCCGAGAGGAAGAAGCACGGAACUCCUUUGGCGUGUUAUACUGCCAAAGUCCAUAUUCGCCCGAAAUCACCGCGCAAAUUGACGAUAUAAGGACCAACCUUGUAAAUGAGCGUGCUGGCCUUGAAUCUGUCUCCUGGCUUGAUAUUUAUCGCAGGAAGCAUGUCGGUCGCACCUUGAUAUCUGCCAUGAUCAUGGUUGGUGUAGCCAUUACUGGUAUCCAAUUCGUCCAACCAUACGCUACGCUAUUUCUCAAAGGUGUUGGAAUCAGUGAUCCGUAUUUGAUCAAUGUCAUCAUUGGCUUGUGUAUUUUAGGAGGAUCUCUUUUUGGCCCUUUCAUUGUGGAAUAUGGCGGAAGAAGAGCUGCAAUGCUCUCGGGAUACCUUGUCAUGGGUCUCUGCAUGCUCACUCUUUCCUCUGUGAGCACUGCUCUUGAGAUGAAUGAAAGUGCCGAGAUAGUGAUAGUUGUUCUUCUGUGCUUCUGGGCUUUUGUCUUUGGUGGGACGAUUGCUGCAAGUGUUAACCUAUCAGCAGUGGAGGUGCACAGCGUCUCGCUUCGCACCUUCGGACAGGCCAACACAACAGCAUUCUACGGGAUAUUUGCCUUUGGUGCCACAUUCUGGACACCUUACAUGUUGAGCGCAGAUUACGGGAAUAUGGGCCCAAAUGUGGGCUAUUUCUAUGCAGGCAUUACUGCCGUCAUCGGAGUUUUGACCUUCUUCCUCGUACCAGAGACUGCUGGAAUCACUCUGGAACAGAUUGAUGAGGGUUUCAAUUCGGGAAUCAAAGCAUGGAAAACGUCACUGGCGAAAAAUAAAGCCAUUGCUUCCAUUCACAAACAGAACACGACGAGCAGAAACUUUGGGGCUUAA
Messenger RNA from Penicillium coprophilum, 1623 nucleotides. RefSeq names its product Major facilitator superfamily domain general substrate transporter. The transcript has a single exon. Gene Ontology annotation, molecular function: carbohydrate:proton symporter activity. Gene Ontology annotation, biological process: transmembrane transport; carbohydrate transport. The record is from RefSeq and is a predicted model, not a curated record. Bases 1 to 1623 code for a protein of 540 amino acids. NCBI's taxonomy places the organism in Eukaryota, Fungi, Ascomycota, Eurotiomycetes, Eurotiales, Aspergillaceae. Gene Ontology annotation, cellular component: membrane.